AUGCGGAAAGUGGUCGAGCAGGUUGGAGAGGAACAAGACCUCCAGCCCUUGGAAGACAAAACGGAACCACUGCUACUGCGCUCCAAGCGUACAGAACGCGCCGAGAAGAGGCAACGGCUCCGGGAAAAGAAGCACAAGGUCAAAUCGCACGUGACGCACAUCCUGGAUCUUCCGCACGAACUGGUGCUCGAGAUACUGUACUAUUGCCAACCCAGUACCUUAUUCAACCUUGUGCGUGUGAGUAAGGCCUAUCAAGCCUUCCUUCGCGCUGAGGAGGAGAGGAUCGCGUACAAUGUAUGCGACUUUCGGUAUCGUUGUCUGCGAAAGUGCUUUCACAAGCCCGUUUUACUUGAGCAUGUCGAUCCGGACGCACAUGCAUCUCUACAGAGCAUGGACAGAGUCGAGCUCAAGAACGCCUUGACCAAGCCGUAUCAGCAUGUGCAGUCCCCUGAUCCCACUAUGAUUUGCACCUGUUUCGCCUGUCUUCUGCGCUGGACGAGUCUGAACAUCAUUCCCGAUUUUGCACACUGGCAGGGAAACCUCGAUGCCGGUGAGCCCAUCCCGGUCAUCCCACGAGGGAAACAGCCCGAGUGGAACCGGAAACUCGUGGGGCUUCACGCUGACAUCGUUCGCAAAGCGAUCGUGAGCCCAUUGUGGCACUCGAGGCUUCUUCAAGAGCAUCUCAGAUCUACGGUGCGCGCCAUUAGUCGCCACGCCGCCAACAAGGGAAAUAAGCGGCGAAGAUUUCGUUUGACCCAAGACGACAUUGUCUCGGAGACGGAUCAUUUCCUCGAACGGAGUGGGCCGCCCACUACCGACAUCCCCUAUAUGAGAGAUAACUACUACAUGCUGGAGGCGUUUUUGCCGAAUCGCGGUUGGAAUGGUGAAGAGGUGAGAUGGAUGUAUGUUCCUCAAGAGCAGCACGAAACAGACGUAAAAAUAGUGGUCUCCUGGGCAAAAUGGCGGGCACAGAGGAAUGGUUUGAUGACCUCAUGA
Molecule: messenger RNA, 996 nt
Organism: Pestalotiopsis fici W106-1
Lineage: Eukaryota; Fungi; Ascomycota; Sordariomycetes; Amphisphaeriales; Sporocadaceae
Exons: 1
Coding region: 1-996 (331 amino acids)
Molecular function (GO): protein binding
Source: RefSeq, a predicted model, not a curated record